CUGGCCCUGUUUCUGUCUCGGAGUCUGAGAGCCUGACUUCAUUGCCUGAGGAGUUCACCCUGUCCACACCCAUCCAGCUGACGGAACCCAGAGUGCCCUUACGUGCCAAGAGCAAGGAGUGGGUGGGCCAGGGCACCAGAGCAGUUUCCUUCUGGGGCCUCCGGCACAGUGAAGCUGAAACCAUCAGGGAAUAUGAGUGAAUUCUGGCAUAAAUUGGGCUGCUGUGUGGUAGAGAAACCCCAGCCGAAGAAGAAGAGAAGACAGAUUGACCGAACCAUGAUUGGGGAACCAAUGAAUUUUGUCCACCUGACUCACAUUGGCUCUGGGGAGAUGGGGGCUGGAGAUGGACUUGCUAUGACAGGUGCAGUUCAGGAGCAGAUGAAAUCCAAAGGAAAUCGAGAUGGGCCAUGGAGGCUUGUAGCUCCCAUGGGAAUGGUUCUGCUAUCUUGA
This is a messenger RNA of Perognathus longimembris pacificus (Pacific pocket mouse), 450 nucleotides long. Its product is annotated as CDC42 small effector protein 1-like. The transcript has a single exon. Lineage: Eukaryota; Metazoa; Chordata; Mammalia; Rodentia; Heteromyidae. Gene Ontology annotation, biological process: regulation of Rho protein signal transduction. Bases 193 to 450 code for a protein of 85 amino acids. Gene Ontology annotation, cellular component: plasma membrane. The record is from RefSeq and is a predicted model, not a curated record. Gene Ontology annotation, molecular function: small GTPase binding.